GUGCGUUCCACAUACUGGAAGUGAGUUUUCAUCGACUGCUGCAGCUUUCCAGUGUCCGUUGAGAUCAGGGUUACACAGUAGUGAAGAAGAUCUCUGGUGAGUGUGAGACACCCAGCAGCCAUCCUCGUGUGUCAGGUGGACUAAGCAGGACCCACAGCCCCACCACAGUGCGUCCACCUCACUCACUAAUACAUGAGAGACACAGUGACCAGAAGAUCCUGGAACUCACCAACAAGAUCAUUCAGCUCCUGAUAGGAGAGGAAGGGGAGUAUAUAGAGGAACACAGGGGUCUAUACAAGGACGUGAUGAUGGAGAAUCACCGGCCCCUCACAUCACUGGAUGGGCACAGUAACAGAGAUACCCCAGAGAGAUGUCCCCGUCCUCUGUAUUCCCAGGAUUGUACAGAGGAGAAUCACAGGAUCCCACAGGAGGAUCAGGUAGAACGUCUGUCUGAUAUUAAGGCAGAAGAUAUAGAGGAAGAAGAAGAGACGUAUGUGAUGGAUAUAAAGGCAGAAGAUAUAGAGGGAGAAGAAGAGACGUAUGUGACUACUAUAAAGGCAGAAGAUAUAGAGGGAGAAGAAGAGACGCAUGUGACUGAUAUGAAGGCAGAAGAUAUAGAGGGAGAAGAAGAGACGUAUGUGACUGAUAUAAAGGCAGAAGAUAUAGAGGGAGAAAAAGAGACGUAUGUGACUGAUAUAAAGGCAGAAGAUAUAGAGGGAGAAGAAGAGACAUAUGUGACUGAUAUAAAGGCAGAAGAUAUAGAGGGAGAAGAAGAGAAGUAUGUGACUGAUAUGAAGGCAGAAGAUAUAGAGGGAGAAGAAGAGACGUAUGUGACUGAUAUAAAGGCAGAAGAUAUAGAGGGAGAAGAAGAGACGUAUGUGACUGAUAUAAAGGCAGAAGAUAUAGAGGGAGAAGAAGAGACGUAUGUGAGGGGUGAUCAGCAGUGUAAGGAGGAGGAGAUCCCUACAGAUAUCAGCACAGCAGAUGGACACACAAGCAGGAAUAUCUCAGAAGGAUAUCUAAUGUUAUCCCCGGAUUGCGAAAUAAGAGAUAAUGACAGUAGACAGGAUUCUCCAGGAGAUAACCCCAUUACCCCAAUUAUACAUCUAGCUCUAUCAGCUGGUCCCCCUGAUCCUAGGAAAUGUUCUCCUGAUCACUCUGAUAUUGGUGCAUCUGUUACAGCUCUGAGAGUAGAUACAGAGUUUCCAUGUGCUAUAGAUGCCAAAUGUGUUACACAGAAUACAAAGCCUAUUAACCCACACACAGGUAAGGCAGGUGGAAGGCCACUGAUAUGUUCAGAGUGUGGGAAAUGUUUUACAAAUAAAUCAUAUCUUGUUAUACAUCAGAGAAGUCACACAGGUGAGAAGCCAUUUCCAUGUUCUGAGUGUGGGAAAUGUUUUGCAUACAAAUCAUAUCUUGUUAGACAUCAGAGAAGUCACACAGCUGAGAGGCCAUUUCCAUGUUCUGAGUGUGGGAAAUGUUUUGCAUACAAAUCACAUCUUGUUAAACAUCAGCAAAGUCACACAGGUGAGAAGCCAUUUCCAUGUUCUGAGUGUGGGAAAUGUUUUGCACACAAAUCAGAUCUUGUUAUACAUCAAAGAAGUCACACAGGUGAGAGGCCAUUUUCUUGCUCUGAGUGUGGGAAAUGUUUUACAAAGAAAUCAUAUCUUGUUAUACAUCAGAGAAGUCACACAGGUGAGAAGCCAUUUCCAUGUUCUGAGUGUGGGAAAUGUUUUGCAUACAAAUCAUAUCUUGUUAGACAUCAGAGAAGCCACACAGCUGAGUGGCCAUUUCCAUGUUCUGAGUGUGGGAAAUGUUUUGCAUACAAAUCACAUCUUGUUAAACAUCAGCAAAGUCACACAGGUGAGAAGCCAUUUCCAUGUUCUGAGUGUGGGAAAUGUUUUGCACACAAAUCAGAUCUUGUUAUACAUCAAAGAAGUCACACAGGUGAGAGGCCAUUUUCUUGCUCUGAGUGUGGAAAAUGUUUUAUCCAGAAAUUACAUCUUGUUAUACAUCAAAGAAGUCACACAGGUGAGAAGCCAUUUCCAUGUUCUGAGUGUGGGAAAUGUUUUGCACACAAAUCAGAUCUCGUUAGACAUAACAGACAUCACACAGGUGAGAAGCCAUUUUCUUGCUCGGAGUGUGGGAAAUGUUUCGCACUCAAAUCAGAUCUUGUUUUACAUCAGAGACAUCACACAGGGGAGAAGCCAUUUCCAUGUUCUAAGUGUGGGAAAUGUUUCGCAAACAGAUCAGAUCUUAUUAAACAUCAGAGACGUCACACAGGUGAGAAGCCAUUUCCAUGUUCUGAGUGUGGGAAAUGUUUCGCACACAGAUCAGAUCUUAUUAAACAUCAGAGAUGUCACACAGGUGAGAAGCCAUUUCCAUGUUCUGAGUGUGGGAAAUGUUUUGCACGCAAAUCAUAUCUUGUUAUACAUCAGAGACGUCACACAGGUGAGAAGCCAUUUCCAUGUCCUGAGUGUGGGAAAUGUUUUGUACACAAAUCAGAUCUUGUUAUGCAUCAGAGAAGUCACACAGGUGAGAAGCCAUUUCCAUGUUCUGAGUGUGGGAAAUGUUUCGCACACAGAUCAGAUCUUAUUAAACAUCAGAGAUGUCACACAGGUGAGAAGCCAUUUCCAUGUUCUGAGUGUGGGAAAUGUUUUGCAUACAAAUCACAUCUUGUUAUACAUCAGAGACGUCACACAGGUGAGACGCCAUUUCCAUGUCCUGAGUGUGGGAAAUGUUUUGUACAUAAAUCAGAUCUUAUUAUACAUCAGCGAAGUCACACAGGUGAGAAGCCAUUUCCAUGUACUGAGUGUGGGAAUUGUUUUGCACACAAAUCAGAUCUUGUUAAACAUCAGAGACGUCACACAGGUGAGAAGCCAUUUUCUUACUCUGAGUGUGGGAAAUGUUGUUUAACCACUUAACUAUUUAUUUAGUAAAAAAACGCUUCCGGUCCCUCUGACAGCAGCAGCAGAGGGAAGUUUAUCUUCCCUGCCGCUGCUAACACUAUCUGACUGGUCGCAUCCCGUGCCACCAGGUCAGAUAGAGCACUUGCAGGCAUGGUUAAGUAAAUCACAUCUUGUUAGACAUCAGCGAAGUCACACAGGUGAGAAGCCAUUUCCAUGUUCUGAGUGUGGGAAAUGUUUUGUACACAGAUCAGAUCUUGUUAAACAUCAGGGACGUCACACAGGUCAGAGGCCAUUUCCAUACAUAAAUCAGCACAAUAGAAAUCACUCAGGUGAGAAACCAUUUUAAACUUCUGCAGUAUACUUAUCAUUGCCAUGCGAUGUUCUUCAAGGUUCUUUCUCUUAUGUCCUAGAGGAUGCUGGG
This is a messenger RNA of Pseudophryne corroboree (corroboree frog), 3330 nucleotides long. RefSeq names its product oocyte zinc finger protein XlCOF6-like. The transcript is spliced from 6 exons. The coding region runs from base 306 to 2924 and encodes 872 amino acids. Gene Ontology annotation, molecular function: DNA-binding transcription factor activity, RNA polymerase II-specific; RNA polymerase II cis-regulatory region sequence-specific DNA binding. The record is from RefSeq and is a predicted model, not a curated record. Gene Ontology annotation, biological process: regulation of transcription by RNA polymerase II. Lineage: Eukaryota; Metazoa; Chordata; Amphibia; Anura; Myobatrachidae.